AUGCCCCCUAGUAAGAAGAAGAUUAUGCCGGUCAUGUAUUGGAAUAAGCCCGAAAUCAUGAGCAUUAAGCAUGAUUAUACAAGUGAAACAGAUAGAUUAAGCUUCCUUCCUGAUAGUCUUCUGAUCACCAUACUCUCUCUUGUUCCAAUCCACUCCGCGGCUGCCACCUCCGUCUUAUCCCACCGUUGGCGCUAUCUCUGGACCCAAAUCACCCACAUCUCCUUUGAACCAUGUAUGGGUAGGAUGUGCAGGAAACCAUUUCGUAGUUUCCGGGGUUUCAAGAAUACCGUCAAUCACAUUCUCUUCCAGCUCUCCUCCUCCAAACUCCACACCUUUCGCCUUAAUUUCCCUUUCCCUAACACCCUUUUACAAGAACAACAAACUGAUGACACGACGACCUUUUACUCGGAGUUAAGGGACUGCAUAGCCUGUAUUGUUCCCUGGAUUGAGCUUGUGUCGCAUCGUAACCCGGAGGCAAUCAUAGUAACUUUUCACGACUCGAAUACUAUUCGAUUGCCACAUUUACCCGUUAGUUUUCUUCAAACUCAAUCACUUGUUACACUGAAAUUAAUUGCAAAUGUUGAGCUUAACUUUCCUAAGGAUAAUCUCCAAGUUAAUCUCCCUAAUUUAAAGAAGCUCCACAUGAAUUUAUUCGACUCACAACGUUGUGUUAUGGAUACUCUUUUUAGGUCUUGCCCUUUACUAGAGCAUUUAUUAUUGUCUCUUCGUUUAAACGAACUUGAUCACCUUAUACAUAUAUCUGCCCCGAACUUAAAGGAUUUGGAUAUCAAUUUGGAAGAAUCAUCGUUGCUGUCUAUUCACACCAAGUUUGUGGUUAAUGCUCCUAAACUGGAACGAUUCGAGGUUAGAGGACUUCUAGCGGUUUAUGACUUUGUCACGAAUCCAACUAAUUUACGACAUGUCAUAUUUAUCUUGCAAAAAAUUGAUGGAUUUAUAAUUGAUCAUGUUUUUGUUAACACAAGACAAGGGCUAUUUCGAGGGAUUUCUUGUGUUCGGAACCUAGUAUUAGUAGGUGAUUGUGGUAUAACAAUUAGUCUGUUAGAUUUUGUUGCUGGUAUUAAUGGCCUGCCAAUCUAUCAUAACCUAGUUUAUCUCCAUCUCAACUGUGGCGAAUCUGAUGUGGAUUUCGUUGAUAAUAAUUGGAGACCUCAAUUACCCAGUUUUUGGUCGGCUAAUCUCAAAAGCAUUAAUGUCUGA
Messenger RNA from Chenopodium quinoa (quinoa), 1218 nucleotides. RefSeq names its product putative F-box/FBD/LRR-repeat protein At5g44950. The coding region runs from base 1 to 1218 and encodes 405 amino acids. NCBI's taxonomy places the organism in Eukaryota, Viridiplantae, Streptophyta, Magnoliopsida, Caryophyllales, Amaranthaceae. The transcript has a single exon. Gene Ontology annotation, molecular function: protein binding. The record is from RefSeq and is a predicted model, not a curated record.